Molecule: messenger RNA, 5725 nt
Organism: Acanthopagrus latus (yellowfin seabream)
Lineage: Eukaryota; Metazoa; Chordata; Actinopteri; Spariformes; Sparidae
Gene: zbtb18
Product: zinc finger and BTB domain containing 18
Exons: 4
Coding region: 789-2519 (576 amino acids)
Biological process (GO): regulation of transcription by RNA polymerase II
Cellular component (GO): nucleus
Molecular function (GO): RNA polymerase II cis-regulatory region sequence-specific DNA binding; protein binding; DNA-binding transcription factor activity, RNA polymerase II-specific
Source: RefSeq, a predicted model, not a curated record
UGCUAGACUCCCCGUCCCCUCCGCCUGCUUGCCUCGGCAGCCUGUUAUGGAAAUUAGUCCAAAGUCAAUCUAGUUGUGUCUCCGAGGGGAAAAAAGAAGGAUUUGACGGAGGAAGCGGGGAAGACGUUGGACCGUGUUGUCUGUAAGUGCUGCCUCUUAAUACCGGAGUCCGAUUAAAGGAGGCUCAGGAGGGAGAGAGGGUGGGUUACGGAGGGGAAAAAGUAGCUAAACCUUCCUUAGCAUGACUGUGUUGUCUCCACGCACUCAUAGUUGCCAUGUUAGCUCUCCCCUCGCGGUGUUUUAGCAGCUGUUGUCAUAGCACCGGGGCCUUCGGAACAACUGUAAAUAGCUCAAUAUUGUAGCCUCUUCGCCUUACUUUUGUUAGCCACGAUCGGGCUAUAACUAGCUAGCUGCGUGGAGAGAGAGAAAAAAGGGGGAGAAAGAGAGCCAGAGAGACAAAGUUGCGUGGUGUUGGUGUUGGUAGAAUGAAAGAGGAGUCUGGUGGCAGGAGUGUAGAGGAGGCAGCAUAUGGCUGUAGAAAGAGCACAGCUGGAGGUAGCAUCUCCAUCUGAGGAUGAUGUCAGAGCAGCUGACAGGCUGCCAUCCACCCCACCUCCUCCUCCUCCGUCCCUCCACCGCCUCCACCCCUCCCCAGUCCUUUAUUAGAGAGCGAGCGAGGAAGGGAAAGAGCAAGAAAGAAAGAGAGAGAGAGAGAGAGAGAGAGAUACACACAGCCAUUCCCAGCCAGAGAGCCCAGCUAUUCUGCUACAGUGGAGUUAAUCAAGUUGAUGCAUACUGCUGCAGGUUAUGAGGACGGCAGGAUGGAGUUCCCAGACCACAGCAGACAUUUACUUCAGUGUCUGAGCGAGCAGCGGCACCAGGGCUUCCUGUGCGACUCCACGGUGCUAGUGGGCGAUGCCCAGUUCCGGGCCCACCGUGCUGUGUUGGCCUCCUGCAGCAUGUACUUUCACCUCUUCUACAAGGACCAGCUGGACAAAAGAGACGUGGUGCACCUCAACAGUGACAUCGUCACAGCCCCGGCCUUCUCCCUGCUCCUGGAGUUCAUGUAUGAGGGCAAGCUGCAGUUCCAGGACCUUCCCGUAGAGGAUGUGCUGGCAGCGGCCAGCUACUUACACAUGUAUGACAUUGUCAAGGUGUGUAAGAAACGUUUGAAGCAGAAGGCCACGGCGGAGGCAGACAGCACGCGCAGAGAGGAAGAUGGUGGGUCGAGCUGCUCCGAUAAGGCUGAUAGUUUAUCAGAUGGUUCUACAGGCCGGCCUGCUACAGCGGACCUGCUACAUAGUGAUGAAGAGGAGGAGGCAAAGGCAGAGGGAGGGCCGCUGUGGCUGAGGCUGCCGUCUGCAGACAGAUCAGGGACACCUGCCAUGGCUACAACCAGCCCAGGGCGCGGCGAGGCCGAGAUGCAGACUGGGGAAGGUCUGGGGGAAGGAGGGAAGCUGCUCUCCCCGGCUGGCAGCCCCACCAGCUCCACUGGAUCCCUCUCACAGAGGUCCCACUGCUCCGUGAGCUCUCGAGGAGGGCACAGGGGCAGGAGGGUGUCAAAUGAUGCAGCUGACUGCGUCCUGGAUCUGUCAGUCAAGCCAAUUGCCAGUAGCAACCACAGUAACCACCACCAGUCCUAUUUCAGCGGGGCAGCUACACCCGACAGCCUCCAGAGCCCAUUGGCUGUGAGGGUAAAGGUGGAGAGGGGUGUGGCUUCAGACGAGGAAGAGGAGCUUGGAGGUGGGGACUAUGACAUGGAGCACAGCGGCAUCACCAAGGCGACUGUUCCCAGCACCAACGGGGGCCUGACCCACCACGGGGUCGGAGGGCCUCUGUCGGCCCAGCGGAGGCUCGGCCUGGAGGCGCACCUGUCUGCUCUGCGAGAGGCCUCUCUGGCCUCAGAGCUGGAGCGGGACGAGAAGCCUUCAGCCACGGGAGAUGACGAGGACAUACUGGGGGGUGAAAACGAGCGCGCCCAGGCUGAGGCAGCCAGCAUGGAUAGUUCCUUGCUACCCUACGUCUCCAACAUGCUGUCAGCGCCACACACCCAGAUCUUCAUGUGCCCGCUGUGUAACAAGGUUUUCCCCUCCCCACACAUCCUCCAGCUCCACCUCAGCUCCCACUUCAGGGAGCAGGAGGGCAUCCGCUCCAAGCCCGCUGGAGACGUCAACGUGCCCACCUGCACCAUCUGCAGCAAGACCUUCUCCUGCAUGUACACGCUGAAGCGCCAUGAGCGGACACACUCCGGUGAGAAACCCUACACCUGCACCACCUGCGGCAAGAGCUUCCAAUACUCACACAACCUCAGCCGCCACGCAGUGGUGCACACGCGUGAGAAGCCGCACGCUUGCAAGUGGUGCGAGCGGCGCUUCACGCAGUCCGGGGACCUCUACCGACACAUUCGCAAGUUCCAUUGCGAACUGGUCAACUCGCUGUCAGUGAAGAGCGAACCGCUGGCACUGCCUAAUGUCAGGGAUUGGGCAAUUGAGGACAGUUCCCAGGAACUGUGGAAGUAGUGACAGACUGCUGGGGUUGAUAAAGGGAAAGAGCAGAGAGUGAAAGAAGGGCAGAGAGGCAUGGGGAGGUGAAAGGGAGGUGGAAAAGUUUGAUGUUUGGGGUUCAAGUGAGUCAUGUUCUUGUGUGUCGCAAAAUCUCAUUCAAUUGCACUUUAAUAGCACAUGAAAAUGUUACUACUGAGUUUUUUUUGUUGUUGUUGCUGUUUGGGGUAAUUUUAUUUUAUUUCAUUCUGAACUCUUUAUUUUUAUUUUUCAUAAGUUCUGUUCGGUGGUUUUCAUUGCGUCUGAGGACAUGGGUCCCAGUGAGAAUGUCUCGCCUUUAGAAGAGUUUUUCGCUCUGUUUCAUCUCAGACACAACACUCCGACGCUGGCCAGCGUAUCGGUCCCAAUUCCACAGACUGCAAACGCCACUGCAGGAGUUCAGGUCGAACACACUGAAGUGAAAAAGCAUUACAAUACACUAAACGGGUACUGUGAUCACCACGAGUCGAUACCACCACACACACACAGUUUGAAGAAGUGUGUGUGUGUGAUACUGCACUACUCUGGCAAAAAUUUCACCUGACAAGCGUGAGUGUGUAUGAGUGUGUUUUUGUGCGUAUUAAUUUUAUUUUCUACUGGCAUGGAGGUGUUGUUGGCGAAGCGCUCCCCGCUUCUCUCGUUAAGCUCUUUGGUGUUGUGUGUUCAGGUUAAAGCUGACUGACUGACAGACAAACUGAUGGCACUCAUGCAAUGCACAGCCUCCUUUUUUCACUUCCAAUCAAUUUGAAGUAUUUUCUAAAAAUGAAAAGACCUUUACAAAUUAUUAUAAUAAUUAUUAUUAUUAUUAUUGUUAUUAAUAGAAUUUUUCUUAAAUGUAGCUGGCAGUCUUUAAAACAUCUCUUGUUGAAAAGGUAUUUAAUUUAAGGUUGUUGUAUAUUGUUCUGCUAUAGUUUUAGAACUUUAAUCCGUUACAAUUUUUUUUAAAUUAAUGAUUAUUAUUAUUAUUAUUAUUAUUAUUAUUAUUAUUUUGUUACUUUUUUUGUAAUGGGACCUGCUGUUGUUGCAUGACGUCCAAACCUGUAUAUUUUAAAAUAAAAAUGUGAAUUUGCUGUAUUACUGUACACAUUGUAAUUGAUCAAAUAUUUGACAAUGGGCUUUCCUUUUUUCUUUUCUUUGUGAAUACUACUCCAGGGUGCGGUCCGUUGAAAAACUGAAUAUUAUUCUCAAGACUGUGGAAAAAAAUGCAUGAAAAUUUGAUUUCGUCUUAAACCUUUAAGUUGUGGUUUUUGCAUCGGGGGGAAAUAUGUGAACACUUCUGACAGUGAGAAGUUAUUUUUUUUUCUACUUGUCGUAGGUCUGUCGCUGGGCUCCCAGAAGAAUGUUACCGAAUGUGUUUCCGUCGGAUGUUGAAGCGAUAUGAUGAAGCAUUUUAAAGCCUGUGUCUAUAUGCACUGAUCUCUCUGCCGCGCGUGUUUGUGUUUGUGUGUGUGUGGCUUGGUUAUUACCAGUCAAUUUAACCUACUGAAGAUCUUCGUCCACCCAGCACUUCCUGCUCCUGCUCCUCCUCAGGCGUUAGAUUUCUCCACUGCUGUAUGUUCGUUUUCCAUCUCUCGUGUCUCCGUCCUCUCCAGCUCUUAGACGUGGUCAAGCCAUUUCUCAAUUGUCACCGCUCGUUGGUUCAGUUAUGGGGCUCUGACUUGGCUGAAGGAUAUCAAGGAGAGGGAAAAAAAGAGAAGAAGGAGAGAGGCUGAAAGUGAGCUGUCCUGCUGAAAGUUGAAGGGUCAGAUAUCUUUGUCACAGUGUUGCGUCGGGUUGAGCGAGGCGGAGCUGAUUGAAUACAAUAACCCACCUCAACUCGGUGCAGACUCAGUGGCGUGGAUGUGAUAAGACGUCUGUGUGUGUGUGUGUGUGUUUCCCUCUUAAAACAUAAUCCUCACUUUGAGAUCGAUCGAUGGGAGAGAAUUGGCAUGCCUGAAUGCACCUUUUUAAGCUAAAAGACAUGAAAUCAGAUUUUUUGCGGAAAAGAUGCCUUUAUUAAAAAACAAAACAAAAAAAAAAAACAUUUUUGACGCUAUGGAAGUAUUUGAUACUGUAAAGCAUUGGGAAAUAGUUGUUUAAAAAUCAUGUAUGAAUUUAUUGAAUUUAUCAGAAAAUGAUGUCCUGUUAUAUUUUGAUCAUGUGAUUUGGAGAACUUUUAUUUUUUAUUUUUUACGUGAAUGUUGUGUUUGGGGCUACAUCAGUUUCAUUUUACCUUUUAACCUCUGAAUUUCAAAAUAAUGGUCAAGCGUUUGUACAAUCCAAAAAACAUUUGACUACUGAAAAAAAAGUGAUCGCUCCACAUUUGCCCUCACUUAGAUAUGUGUGCGUGUGUAGAUAUGUAUGUGUGCACGCCCCCGUUGAUGUGCAUGUGUUGGGUGGGGCGGGGGGGGGUUUAUGUGCCGCCCUGUCAUCUGGUGGCACCUACAGGCUUUGCCAAUGCAACAGUGUGGGUGACAUUGCGGCAGUUUGCACCGCAUCGUUUCAUUUUCCUUUUUUUUUUUUCUCAAAAAAACGUUAUUUCUUCACUGGCAGCGUCUCUGCAUAUGGGCUCACUCCAUCCUGCUGUUGUUUUCAUCAUUACUGCUGUUUUGUUUUUUUUGGGUUUUUUUUGUUUUUCUGGUUGUACUUGACCGCCUUAAACUGCUGUCGUCUGGGCUGUUUUAUUAUUUUUAUUUUUUGAAGUGUGAGUGUUGGGUGGAGCGAUGUCAACCGCUCAAGACGCUGUGAAGUAACCACCCUGACGAGACAUCUCCAUCUUUUUUGCUGUGCUUACUUGAAAACAAAAGGGGGGGAGGUUUUUUGUUUUGUUUUUUUCAAAAAAAGAAAGGUAUAAAAAUAAAAUGUUCAAAAAUGUCAUAGACAGUUUAUGGGAGGGUGGGGGGUGUGAAAUGAAAAAGGACAAUCACUGUCUGGGGAAAAAAAAAACAAGCAGAUUUUGAUUCAGAUAUAUUUGCUCCCUCUUGAGAUUAAAAAUGUAUCUUUUGCUUUUUUUUUUCUUUUAUGUUCCUUUUUUUCAGAUUUAGUCAUUUUUAGCUUUGACAAUCAUAGUUGGGUUGAUUUAUUUUUUUCUCUCAAGGGGAGUAAAUUCUAAUUGUGUUUAGUUUUGUAAUUUUUUGGUGUGCUGUUGUUGACAUUUUUAAAUUGUGUGCAAACUGCAAUAAAUUAUAAGAAUCUUGGAAAUUCAA